AUUUUUUAUUUUAAAUUUUCUAGUUUUUCUUUUCGGGUAAGGAAGAAGAGGAUUGUUCUUCCUACCUUAGCAUUACUGCAGUAGGGUUUUGAAGAUCCCAUUGAUCGAACCAAAAAAUGUUUCUCACUAGAACGGAAUACGAUAGAGGUGUCAACACCUUUUCUCCCGAAGGCCGUCUGUUCCAAGUUGAGUACGCUAUUGAAGCUAUCAAGCUCGGUUCAACGGCAAUUGGGAUAAAGACAAAGGAAGGAGUUGUUCUCGCUGUUGAGAAGCGCAUCACUUCCCCACUACUGGAGCCAAGCAGUGUGGAGAAGAUUAUGGAAAUUGAUUCCCAUAUUGGGUGUGCAAUGAGUGGAUUAAUUGCUGAUGCACGGACACUUGUAGAACAUGCUCGAGUUGAGACUCAGAAUCAUAGAUUCUCCUACGGUGAACCUAUGACUGUUGAGUCCACUACACAAGCUCUCUGUGAUUUGGCCCUGAGAUUUGGCGAGGGUGAUGAAGAAUCAAUGUCUAGGCCUUUUGGGGUUUCUCUUCUCAUUGCUGGUCAUGAUGAGAACGGUCCAAGCUUAUAUUAUACUGAUCCGUCCGGUACAUUCUGGCAAUGCAAUGCAAAAGCUAUCGGUUCUGGUUCUGAAGGUGCCGACAGCUCUUUGCAGGAGCAGUACACUAAGGAGCUCACUCUUAAAGAAGCUGAAACAAUAGCACUAUCCAUCCUCAAGCAAGUUAUGGAGGAAAAGGUGACUCCCAAUAAUGUCGAUAUUGCCAGGGUAUCCCCAACUUAUCAUUUGUACCCCCCUUCCGAGGUGGAGGCUGUCAUUAGCCGCCUGUAAGGAGAGAACUACAUCCAGGAGCUUUGCACUUAAUCCGGUUUUGUGUAAUUGCAAACAUUUGCAUCUGUACUAGAAUUGGAUUUUUCCAAAAGUUUGUUUCGAGAUUGUGCUCCAUUAGUAGUUGAAUGAAACUUCGGGGUGAACUUCUUUUAAGGUUGAGUUGAUCCUUUUGACUUCAUUA
Molecule: messenger RNA, 1011 nt
Organism: Ipomoea nil (Japanese morning glory)
Lineage: Eukaryota; Viridiplantae; Streptophyta; Magnoliopsida; Solanales; Convolvulaceae
Product: proteasome subunit alpha type-5-like
Exons: 9
Coding region: 117-830 (237 amino acids)
Biological process (GO): proteasome-mediated ubiquitin-dependent protein catabolic process
Cellular component (GO): proteasome core complex; nucleus; proteasome core complex, alpha-subunit complex
Source: RefSeq, a predicted model, not a curated record